GGUCCCUUUCACUGAUAAUCCAGCUGGAUUGUGCUUCUGAGCAUUGCUGUACUUUGACAAUCUGAUGGAUUCCCAACGGAUAGGAGAAAACAUCCCAUUUUAAAGCAACAAUUUUCCCCUCGUUUGGAUUUUCAGCCAGAUAGAGCUUCUCUCUAGUUCAGAGGUGAUACUCAUUUCCACAAGGUUUUCUGAGCCGAACAAUGAAGUCGCAUCCAGGAGCUGCAAACGUACUGCUGCCCAUCGCUCUCUGCCUCAGCUUGGGUCCUGUGUGUCUUGGAGCUUCGAUCCCUGUCGCGUGCGGUUCCAUCUACAGGAGUUUUGCUCAGUGUUUGCUCACACUAGGGGACAGUUUAGUGGACACACAGAAAGACCAAAGCAUGCAGGACAUCGAUUCAAUCUGCAGGUCCUGGAAUGCCUUCCACGUUUGUGCCAACUCAGCGCUAGUGGGCUGUCCUGGGGAGGCGGCUGCUGUCUGGGAGUCCCUGCGACAAGAGUCCAGGAAGACACAAUUUUCUGGAAAUCUUUACGACUUGUGUGCCAACCGCAUCACCCCAACUCCCAGCACGUUGCCGGGGCCCCAGAGCCCUCCCACCUCCGACCAGAUGAACCAGGAGACGCUGAAAGGACAGACUCACAAGCAUGGCCCCACUCCCAUCACGCUGUUGUUCCCUGUGUGCAGCAUGCUGCUAGUUCUCCCCAGGAGUUAGUUAACUCAUACAGAGACAGUCAUACAACCAACGGACUUUAACACUGAUGGCUUCGACUCUUUUGUGACUGUUGGAAUUAGAGAUGCUACCUGUGCGUGUUUGUGCUUGUUGUCUGGGGUGCAUGGACUGUGUUACAUGUUUACAUGUAGCUGUUGGCGUAUGGUUUUGUACUCUUGCACAUAUAAUUUUGAUCUAAGUGAGAUUUUCUGGUUAAAUAAUUAAAGCAAUAAAUCUUAAAACUAUGUGAUGACUGAUGCCAUCCCACUGUUGCUCCCCUUACAGUCCAAACUCAGAUCAUAUUCAUCCUGAUCACUUAUUGAAUCUGAAUUAAGGGUUUUAAUGAUUGGCUAUUUUUUGUUCAGCAUGACAUAAAUGGAUACAAAGAGUCAUUUAUUUAUUUACUAAUUAAAUAAAGACUAAUAUCUUGCUCUCAGGAGGUGUUUCUUUCAUAUUGACUUGGAUAAAUCAAGCGUAGUGGAAGCAAUUCAGGUGUCUCGCUAAACAUCAUUGGAUAGUCCUAUACUGCGUUGAGUUUAUGUGACUGUGAUUAAAUUCUUAUUACGUAAUAACGAUCAUAUUGUUUUAGGCUUCAGUGAAAAGCACUUUAAGUAGGGGGAGCUUAAAAAAUCCUUCUUACUGAGAUUACAAAGCUUACCAAAGGCAAAUAUUUGUUGUAAACUGUGUUUUUUCCCCACGCAACUGCAAUGAAUCAGCAAUGCUUCACUAUAUUAGAAAAAAUGAGAUUUUUAUGGGAUGUUGUAACUCCAGGUGUUCAGAUGUGAUUCAUUCAGGCAGGUGUGAACAAUGAAACAUUUAUAUCACUGGUUUCUAAACAGUGUCCUAUUCAGUAUGUCAUUCUGUUUAACUAACUGAACAACACACACACACACUCACACUCACACUCACACACACACACACACACACACACACACACACACACACACACACACACACACACACACACACACACACACACACACACACACACACACACACACACACACACACACACACACACUUCAGUUUACUCACAUAUUUAUAUAUCACUAGUUUUAUUACUGUACUAUUACAUUUGACAUUUUUAUUAUUAAGAUGUUAUCUAGCUUCACUGUUUUCAAG
Messenger RNA from Cololabis saira (Pacific saury), 1826 nucleotides. It is a transcript of the gene nrn1lb, whose product is annotated as neuritin 1-like b. The record is from RefSeq and is a predicted model, not a curated record. Gene Ontology annotation, biological process: neuron projection extension; nervous system development. Gene Ontology annotation, cellular component: plasma membrane. The coding region runs from base 201 to 707 and encodes 168 amino acids. NCBI's taxonomy places the organism in Eukaryota, Metazoa, Chordata, Actinopteri, Beloniformes, Belonidae. The transcript has 3 exons.